Molecule: messenger RNA, 756 nt
Organism: Teleopsis dalmanni
Lineage: Eukaryota; Metazoa; Arthropoda; Insecta; Diptera; Diopsidae
Product: phosphatidylinositol 5-phosphate 4-kinase type-2 alpha-like
Exons: 4
Coding region: 214-741 (175 amino acids)
Biological process (GO): phosphatidylinositol metabolic process
Molecular function (GO): phosphatidylinositol kinase activity
Source: RefSeq, a predicted model, not a curated record
AUAAUUUAGUUUUUGUGCAUCACAAAAAAUUUUUUCAGAAAGUAAAUCGCAAUAUUCAGAAAAACAUUGUGGCAUUUUAAUGCAUUUUAGGAUUGCGCGUAUAUGUUCUUGGCGUUAUAUUAAUUAUAUAUUAGAAGAUUUUACUAUAUGAAUGUGGUUGCGCUCAGUGUAGACAUCGAACCUUAAACAACUGAUAAGGAUAAACAGUCAAAAAUGGACAAAAAAGUCGCUAAUGCGUCUCAACCUCGCAUUUUGAAGAAAAAACAUUUCCGAGUCAAACAUCAAAAAGUUAAAUUGUUUCGGGCAAAUGAACCAAUAUUAAGUGUAUUUAUGUGGGGUAUUAAUCAUACGAUAAAUGAGUUGAGCCAUGUGAAUAUACCAGUUAUGCUGCUACCAGACGACUUCCGUGCGUACUCUAAGAUCAAAGUCGAUAAUCAUCUAUUUAAUAAAGAAAAUAUGCCUUCGCAUUUUAAGGUUAAAGAGUACUGUCCACUUGUAUUCAGGAAUUUACGGGAACGCUUUGGUAUUGAUGAUGUAGAUUAUCGCGAAUCCCUUACACGAUCACAACCAUUGCAAAUUGAAUCUUCUGGAAAAUCUGGAGCACAAUUUUAUCAAAGUUACAACAAAUUCUUCAUAAUAAAAAGUUUAACAUCGGAAGAAAUAGAACGCAUGCAUGCUUUUUUAAAACAAUAUCACCCAGUAAGUAAUAUAUUAAGUUUUACAUAUAUAACAAACAAGUAGGACAUAUGAAUUUAA